GGCCGGCCAAACUCUAGUCACCUACUCCAUAUAUAGAUAAGAGAGAAAAAAAAAAAUGAGAAACGUAGGGAGGGAGAGAAAAGAGAGAAGAAAGGAGCGAGAGAGAGACGGUUAGUUCGCCGCCUGGGCAGAGGGAAAUCGCCGGAGUUGUGGCCUAACUAGUUCUCACGCCGGAAGAAGGAGGCCGCCGGUGAACAAUUGCAUCGGGAGGUGAGGCCGACAGAAGUGUAACUGCCAGGCCAGACCACCGGUCCUUCAUGCCGUCUCAUGAUGGCUUGUCGUUGCCGUUUCCGUCGGAGGAAGAGUAAACGUACUCUGCGUUGCCGGCCGGACUUCAUUAACGAGGAAGACGACCGAGUACUUAAAAGGUCGUUGCGGUGAAGAUCGAAAUAACAACUUGAAUAGGAGUGACACGAAACGAGGUGGAGACUUGGUGAUGAUUUCGAGAGCUUCCGCUAGAACACGUAGAUUAAAGUGAUCGAGUAAUUCACAUUUGGUUUAAUUAUAAUACUCAUAGUUACACAAAUUAAAUACGAGAAAUUUGUUUUAUUCACAUUUAUGAAGUUGUAUUGGUGGUGGUUAGCCUGUGCACUCGGUUAUGUGAGAACCGAGUGUGGCGGUAACGCCCCUUAUUUCCAUUUAAAUUUCCGCUGCACAAUUCUGAUGUUUUCAAAUAAAGUUUAAAUUCUUUUGAAUAAAUCAUUAUUUAAAGGUAUUUUUGGGUGGGAAAUUUGGGGGUGUUACAAGUUGGUAUCAGAGACUUUAAAUUUUCCAAAAUGGGAAUCUCAAACAUUUUGGAAGAUUUUCAAAUCGGAGAUUUUCAAAUAAAACUUUCCAUCAAGUGACUGCGGUAUAAAAAAAAAAAACAUACAUUUUCUGAGAUUUUGUUAAACUCGCUUAGGUGAGCUUUUGUUUUCUAGAACCUAUUGAAACUUUUGCAAGAAGAUUUCUCAAAUGUUUUUCAUGUUUUAUGUCAAAAAAAAAAAUUUACUGGUUUUCGAAAUGUGUUUCAAAGAGAAGAAACUUUUAGGAGUAAUAAACGGACUAAGAAAAUAUUUUGUAACAAAAUUUAGGAUGACGUGGUGAGCUUGUGAGAUAUUCAUUUUAUAUAUGUGUGGAAUUAUGUGAAUAUUAUUAAUGGCUUAAACUAGGCAUAUUGGUGAUAUAUCCCCCUAGGAGAGAUUUAGCACCAGGGCUUAUGUGCUAUUGUGCUUCGAUUUUUUUUUUUUUUGUAUUCUGUAGAAUACAAGUUAAGAAUAUUUCUAGGGAAAUUUUAAGAUUAUGCUUCGUGGACGAAUCAUUCUUUUAAGGAGGGUGGAAUGUAACACUCCUUAAAUAUAAGAAAAAGAUUUUAAUAUAACAUGUUAUACAUGUUAAUAGGUACUUGUGAUUUUUUUUUAAGCUUAUGUUUCGGGACGAAACAUCUUUUAAGGAGGGUAGAAUGUGAUACUCCGAAAAUUUCAAAUUAAAUAAAUAAUUAUCUUAUCAAAUAAAAUGUUAUAAAAGUGACAUUUUAAUAGGUGUUAGGUUGACCAGAUAAGAGGUUGACUUAAAUAACAAAAGUGGAGUUUUGUAAAAACUGAUAAGUAUUCAUCUGACAGAAAUUAUUAAAGUGACAUUUUAACAAUUUUAAUGGAUUAAUAAUAGGUGUACAAAUAUACACUAAAUUACAUAGGUAGUACAAAAGUAACAAUGUUAAAAUAAUUGACUUUUCAAAUCUAAAUACAUACAUACCUAUCUAUACACAAUAACAAUAUCAUAUAUACUCCAUACAUAUCAAUAUGCUAUUAGUAUAAUAUAAAAUACAAUGUAUCUGUUCACAGAGACAUAACCACAUCAAUAACAAUAAUAUAUACUCCCUCUGUUCUAAUUUGUUUUGCAAAGUCAACAAUUUUUGGUCAACCAAUAAUAAAAGUCAACCCUCCGUAUGGAUAAUUGAUACAAUUUUUAAUAACUAAAGUUUAUCUAUUCAAAAACUACAUUAAAAUCUCUUCAAAGUUGUAAACUCCAAAUUAGAAUAUAAUUAAAAAUUGACACCCUAAUUAAGUGAACAAAACGAGACUGUUUGAUUGAGAAAAGUCAAAUUUGCAACUCUUUUUGGGACGGAUGUAGUAUAUGCAACUUGCAGACUGAGCCAUGUACAUUCAUGGGGUCCAAAUUAAAGAAAGAUGAGAUAUAUAACAACUCAGACCUUCGGCUGGGGUAGAUAUACCCUACUAAUAAAUACCAAUAAAGUAUACAUAAAUGAUGGACUUGAAUUUCAAUAAUAUACUUGGCUCCUGCAAGAGAAAACAAACAUGAAAUAAUUAACAAUAAUGCAUGAAGCCAAAAAUAAUAUACACAUGCGUCCCAUGCCAUGUGUAUGAUUGCAUGAAGCCAAAAAUAAACAAAGCCAGAACAUUCGUAUGUAUCUCGGUACCUGGUAUAAUAUACUAAUGGUAUAAUAAACAAAGCACAAAGGGAAACCUUUUAUAAUAUACUUGGUAUUUACAUACUCUCUAUAUAUUAAUGUACACUUACCCCAUCGUUUGACGAAACCCAAAGAGGAGGCCGGCCAAACUCUAGUCACCUACUCCAUAUAUAGAUAAGAGAGAAAAAAAAAAAUGAGAAACGUAGGGAGGGAGAGAAAAGAGAGAAGAAAGGAGCGAGAGAGAGACGGUUAGUUCGCCGCCUGGGCAGAGGGAAAUCGCCGGAGUUGUGGCCUAACUAGUUCUCACGCCGGAAGAAGGAGGCCGCCGGUGAACAAUUGCAUCGGGAGGUGAGGCCGACAGAAGUGUAACUGCCAGGCCAGACCACCGGUCCUUCAUGCCGUCUCAUGAUGGCUUGUCGUUGCCGUUUCCGUCGGAGGAAGAGUAAACGUACUCUGCGUUGCCGGCCGGACUUCAUUAACGAGGAAGACGACCGAGUACUUAAAAGGUCGUUGCGGUGAAGAUCGAAAUAACAACUUGAAUAGGAGUGACACGAAACGAGGUGGAGACUUGGUGAUGAUUUCGAGAGCUUCCGCUAGAACACGUAGAUUAAAGUGAUCGAGUCUUCCUCUUACCGCCGACCAAAUGGACAACGCCGAGUGCCUGAGGAACAGAAAGGCGAAGAUGGCUGCGGCCAAAGCGGCCAGGGAGGCCGCCGCCCAUGGUGCCGGACCGUCUGCCUCUGACGCCGCCCGUCGGACUGCAGAUGGUGAGCAGCAUCUGAUUGCCACCCUCCUGAAUGAGGGGGCCAUACCCCAUCAUGCUGAAUCUGCUCUCCCCCCCGCCGGUCGUCACAACGAAGGUGGUUCCCAAGAAGGGGGGCGAGAGGGCCCCAGAGAAGAAACCGAAGAGGGGGCGAGACUGCUCUUCCUCCGGCCCCGUUGUUGAAGAUGCCAACGGUCUCUCCCUGAGCCGGCCGGCGGAAGAGCUUUGGAGGGAGCUUGGGGCCAAGGCCGGCCUCGAACUGGCCCCCACCGGUCGUCUUCUGAAGCGACCAGCGCCGCUCUGGCAGCGGCCAUCCAGGGCUGUUGGUGCUGCAAGCCGAGGCUGCCAGGGAGGCCGCCCUGCAGGAGGCGAGGAGCAAGGCUGAUGCCGCCAUAUUGAAGGCUCGGGAGGUCGCCCGUCGGGCAGAAGAAGAGGCUGCCUCAGCCAGGGAGGAGCUUCGGUCCCUUCGGGCUGAAACUGGCGCCCAACUGGCCUGUCUGGAGAAGGCCGGCUUCAAGCUUAUGCCGGUGCUUCCGGCCCCCAAAGGUGCUAUCCCGGAAUGGUGCGUCGAUACCUCCGGCUACCGGAAUACUGGCGAGUUCAUGGACUCGGCCAAGGAUUUCUGCGCUGGGGCCUUUGGAGACGUGUUCUCUCAUGCCCUGGAGAAGGUCCCGGCGAAGGAUCGUCUGAAAUACGGCGUGCGGCUAAUGGGAAGCUCCCCCUUAUCGCGCCAAUUCCUUUAUGAUUCUGCUGAUAGCGCCUUCGCCGGUGGCUAUAACGAAGGGGUCAAAGCCUUUCUCCCCAUCUUUGAGAAGCUUCUGGGCCCUGUCGUCAACCCGGCCGAUCAUACGGAAGAGGACCUGCUGAUCGAAGCCCUGGGGAAAAUAAGGCGGGAUAGGCGCCGAGCGGCGGCCAUAGCCAUGGGGGAUAUCCCGGAACCCCCAACCCCUGAGCCCGAGCCUCAGGUGGAAGAGCACACUCAUGCCGGGAGCCGGCCAUCGUCCCCCCAUAUGUGCUGAUUUAUAUUUUAGUCUAGCCUUCCUUCCGACUGUAGCGUGUAGACUUGUACUUUCCAGCCGAUAGUGCUGAAGAAUAAAAAUCCAUGUUUUGCCA
Cuscuta epithymum is the source of this 4286-nucleotide messenger RNA. Lineage: Eukaryota; Viridiplantae; Streptophyta; Magnoliopsida; Solanales; Convolvulaceae. The record is from the annotation of a GenBank genome assembly.